UUUUGGCAAUCGAUAUAUAUUAUAACGUCUGACAACUAGUGAGCUCAUGGUCAAAUUUAUCAAAAGCUUUUUCACUGCCAGUAUAUGUUAGACGUCUGACAACUAGUUUUUUCGAAGCCAGUAUACAUUAUGACAACUAACUGACGAACUCAUGCUCAAUUUUAUCAAAAGCUUUUUCAGUGUCAGUGUAUAUUAGAUAUCUAACACUUAGUCAGGUUAUGUCCAACUUUCUCAAAAAGUUUUUUUGCAAUUGGUGUAUAUUAUGGUAUCUGACAUUUAGUCUGAUCCUGAUCAAAUUUUUAAACUAGCUUUUUCGGAGUUAGAGGUCAUAAUAUAAUAUACGGAAUUUAAUAUAAUAGUCAGUGUAUAUUAAGACGUCUGAUUGACACGUAGUGAAGUCAUGGUCGCUUCUUCACUGUCAGUGUAUAUUAGACAUCUGCCACUCAGUCAGGUCACAGCCAACUGAGUAUGUUAUGACGUCUAACUGAUACUAAGUCAGGUCACGGUCACUUUUAUCAAAACAAAUUCUCAGUUCCUGUAUAUGCCGUCCAACUGACGCACCAGAUUACUUCAGAUGCCAUUUCUGAUAAGAUGGAAAUGCUCCUCAUUAUUUAGGAACUUUAGGUUUUAGUCAAUCAAAAAAUAUCGUCUCGUACAUUGCCAAAAUGAUAAAAAAAAUGCUCAGCCCGGUUUGAUUCCCUUUUUUAGAAUGGUUGAUCCCGAUUUGCAUUAUAUUCAAUAGACGGAGAACAUUAUCAGCCUUAUCUCCAGCAUACAAGAUUAAGCGAUAACAUUUUGGAACGCGAUACGUUCCGCUUUCAUUGCACCUUUGCAGGUGCUAAUCGAAAACGUAUUCGGUUGCAAUGGAAGGAAAAAGUUCGCAGUCGGAUCCCGUAAAUAUUGUGCUGAUAGGCGACGGUUACGUGGGCAAGACGUCGAUCCUCAAAGCGCUCGGCAAUUGCGAAUAUAACGUCAGAAGUGCGACUCAAGCGAACUUAUACGAUGAACUUCACAUCGAGCACAAGCUAAGCGAUCGCAGCGUUCACUUCAAACUGAUCGACACAGCUGGUCAAGAGGAAUAUGACGAAGUCAGGAGGGAGUGGUACAAGAAGGCGCAGAUGUUCGUGGUUUGCUUUUCUCUAGCCGACAAAGUUUCCUACGAAAACGUGCUGGAAAGAUGGAUACCCGAAAUACAACCCUACAGACACAAAACGGUUAUUUUAGUCGGCACCAAAUUGGACCUGCGGCAGCCCAGAUCGCCCGAUUGCGUCAACAGUGAAAAGGGCGUGAGGCUCCAGAAGAAAAUCGGAGCAAAACAUUACGUCGAGUGCUCGGCGGCGACCGGCCACGGUCUAAAACAAAUCAUUGACGCGGCAUCUAGCGCCAUCGUGGCUAACCAGCGGGGAACGAAAAAUUCGUGCACGGUGCAAUAGAUGGCGCGGGCGUGAGGCGUCGCGGUAUCUUUACUGCUAUUGGCGAAAUAGUCUAAACGUCGCCAAAUGGAAUUGGAAAACGGUGGCGGAAUCGGACGUUUCGCUGUGAACGACUCGAAAUAUUUGUAGUUCGCUUGUUUUUAUGCUUUGGUGCUACGAACGUAAAACUGCUAAUCGGUGUUAAUUUUACGUUUGUGAACUAAUAAUUCUUUUUUUUUCCGAGCACCCCUUUAACGUUGCGGAGGUAAAAUAAGAGAAUAUAAAAAAAAGACUUGCGUUAAGUUUAUGUGUGAAAUAAACAUUUUGCAAAGUAUUUCGUAUGUAUUAUUUCUGGUGGAACUCUCUGGUACGUCAGUAGAAAUAAAGUGCCAAAAGUCAAAAUCAAAAAAUUCGGGUUUUUGGAUUUUUCUCAAAAAUGGUAAGUUUUAUCCAAAAAAUAUUCCAGGCAUAAUUUUUUAAUCAAGAAAAUUGCCUUCAAAACUGAUCGUCCAAGAGGAUUUACUACUUAGUAUUAGCACUUUUAGUACAUUUUGAUAGAAAGAUGUGUU
Molecule: messenger RNA, 1981 nt
Organism: Cylas formicarius (sweet potato weevil)
Lineage: Eukaryota; Metazoa; Arthropoda; Insecta; Coleoptera; Brentidae
Product: rho-related protein racC-like
Exons: 4
Coding region: 864-1433 (189 amino acids)
Biological process (GO): small GTPase-mediated signal transduction
Molecular function (GO): GTPase activity; GTP binding
Source: RefSeq, a predicted model, not a curated record